GUGGGGUUUCGUUUUUCUCAUCGAGUGGUCAAUGACUGGAACGCUAUACUUGAACAGGUGGUAUCAACCUCAACAGUGAACAUUUUCAAGGAAAAGUUGGAACUUCAGUGGUCAGUGCACGUGCUCAUUUUGACCCUCAGGGUCGCAUUCGCAGCAACUUAUGUCUUCGGAGAAGAUAGAGUCGUUUUUGAGUCAAUUAUCCAAUACAGACCUAUCUAAACUACCUGAGCUUAUUCAGUCUAUCACUGAAUGUCCAGGUUUGUUCGUCUUUGGUGAAUUUCUUGAUCAUCCAAAAAUUAAAUCGAUUGAGAAUGGGGAAUAUUCUCAGUAUUACAAUUUAAUGAACUUAUUUUGCUACGGGACGUUCGAGUUGCUUUCCACCAAUCGGUCUGCAUAUCCUGAUUUACGACCAACUCAAGUUCGGAAGUUAAAGCAGCUCUCAAUAAUUGAUGAAGCACAUAACCAGAAGCACAUACCUUAUGGUCUUCUGUUUAAGAAGCUCGAUAUUGCAUCUUCAAGAGAACUUGAAGACCUUGUUAUCGAACUUUUUUAUCUUGAAGCCAUAACAGGAAAACUUGAUCAACAGAAAGCGUUGUUAGAGGUCAACUCUGCCAUCGGGCGUGAUAUACGUAUUGAGCAGAUAGAUGAACUGCAUCAAAAGCUGAAUUCAUGGGGUGUCCGAGUCGAGUCUGUAUUAGCUCAUAUAGCUAAUGAAAUAAAGAUGGUUAAUGAGCGGCGAUAUGAAUCAGAGUUACAUCAAAAGGAGAUUUUGGAAGCGUCAUUGUCUAUUAAAGAGGCCUUGCGUGGCCAAAUGGCGAAAUCAGACGUACGUUUUCUUGCUUGUGGUUAUAAAACAACAAAACUGUCGUAAGGGAACUUUGGCAGGUCUAUGAUUUGAUAUACUGCUAUGUUUUGUAUAUGAUGUAUGAAAAUAAACCUUAUGGCAGUAAUUUACAUAAGCUGUUGGGUCAACAUGCUGCUUCCAGGUCACCAUGUAUUCAUCGAUAUAUGGUGUGAUUCAACUAUAAUAGGACGUGUCAUGAUCUUAAAGUAUAUAUUUUCAUUUUUCAAGAGAUUUCAAACAAUAAUCUAUUCAAGGUAUAGACUUCUAUAGAGUUGACAAAAGGAGUUUUAAUUCAAAAACCUGCUUGUUGCUUCGUGGAGAUUUUAAGAGUUCGUUAUCUUUAUCCAUGACCGAGGGCAAAUGAAUUAAGUAAGAACUAAAAUCCAAAUGUUCUUGAAUAUAUAUUUCAGUAAUUGGAUUCACUAGCAUAUAUAGUGGUAGUAAACAAUGAAAGUGUAAUUAGAUUGAAUAGGUACAACCGAACUGGAGUAAAAUCAGUAUUGCAUGGACACCAGAUAUAUACCUCUGUAAUUGUAGUGCGUUUACAUUAACACUGACACUUAGGGUCACCAGUAAUUGUAUUAGAAUAGAUUUAACAGUGGUAACAGAGUAACCAGCAAAUAUGUUGUAGUAAAAUAAAUUCAGGACCAAACUAGACAGAUCUGAUCUGGGUUAUAGUGAUACGAACACGAGUUCUCUGGUGUCAAUUAGUGUGUUAAGUAUUUAUAGAUCAAUAUAAUGAUAGAAUAAGACCAACGGUUAUAUAGAUAGACACAACCAAUAAAAGGAAUAUUAGGAUUCACAUAUAAGGCAUUCGAAUUAAUCACACAACUAGGUCUUAAUGCUGUAGCAUAAAGUAUGUAUCUUUUUGCAGUGGGAGUUAGAGUAGCUCACUAGUUUUAUGCUGUUGUAGUGUGCGUCAAAUUAACCGUUUGGCUCGUUUACUAGUUCGCUUUAUAUAGAUGAUAGAUGUCCUAUUCUCUGAAGUAUGCCAGUAAAAAUGUUGAUAAUCGGGGCUUUUCAAGCUUCAAAGGAUCCAUUAUAUAGUGAUGUACUGACUCGAGGAUUUAAAUUUUGCCAUUGAGUUUAUUCGGUAUGUGGAUUAGAAUUCGAAUCUGCGAACUAUGAUACUAUGAGUUUUUGUUCUAUUUUAUAGGCUCAAAGUUUACGGAUGGAUAUGGACGACAUACUUAUUCAUCCAGAUUUAUUAGAAAGCCGUGUAGAAGCAACUCGUCAAAGUUCAAGCAAUAGUGAAAGUGUUAGUGAUCGUGAUGUUCGCAGUCGAAUAACUGUUUUCAAAAAUCUUCGGCAUGGUAAAUCUUCCAAGUAACAGUAGUGUUCAACAACUGUGAACAUGUAUGAUUUAUUAUUCUGUGUACAACUUUUAUAAAUUACUGCAACUCAAAGAGUGCCGCGUUUUACCUUGAAUUUUUCGCAAUGUCAGCGUUUUGAAUACAAAGCAGUCAAUUCAUUAUAAAAUUUUCUUGAAGCAAAUUUUUGACAAUAAAAACAGAAUUCUAGGUAGUUGGUCAUUUUCACACUAAUCAAAGUUUUGGCAAAUAUCAGUUGAUGGUAAGGUUUUGGGGAUAAAUUGUUACAAUAUUGUACUUCCGAAUGGACCUUUUUUAUUAGGGGUGUCUUUUAUUCUUUCCUCAAACUGCAUUUUGAUUAUCGGGUCUUUACUUAGAGAUGGAGAAAAUUAACUGGAUAUUUUUUUUACGAAUAUUUAACAGUGUCCGCAUUUUGCUUUGUUGCUUGUUAGUGUUUUGCUCUGAACUUCUCUGUUGACUUGUGCAGUCAGUUCUAGGCAUUUACUUCAAACCGUGAUUAUCGGGUCCACUGAUUAGGAACGCUGCGUUUUCGUCUAAAUAUCAUUGGGUUCUAGGUUUUG
Schistosoma spindalis is the source of this 2735-nucleotide messenger RNA. The record is from the annotation of a GenBank genome assembly. NCBI's taxonomy places the organism in Eukaryota, Metazoa, Platyhelminthes, Trematoda, Strigeidida, Schistosomatidae.